This is a messenger RNA of Candidozyma auris, 8535 nucleotides long. RefSeq names its product DNA-binding protein kinase TEL1 (gene TEL1). Gene Ontology annotation, cellular component: nucleus. Gene Ontology annotation, biological process: DNA damage checkpoint signaling; negative regulation of TORC1 signaling; DNA repair. Bases 1 to 8535 code for a protein of 2844 amino acids. The record is from RefSeq and is a predicted model, not a curated record. The transcript has a single exon. Gene Ontology annotation, molecular function: protein serine/threonine kinase activity; protein binding. Lineage: Eukaryota; Fungi; Ascomycota; Pichiomycetes; Serinales; Metschnikowiaceae.
AUGUCUGUCUUCGAUCUACCUACCAUUGUCGAGUCACUACGACUGAGGAGGGUAAAGCUGCGCAAUGACGCUCUCACGCUUCUAAGAACAUUCUCGGUUGCGAAACUAAAGCUCACGCCUCGUCAUUUCGUGGUGCUCCUGGAUGGCCUACUAAAGCUAAUAGAGAUAGAGCUGGAAGCAUAUAGCAAUAACUCCAGUGCUGCCACGCAGCAACGAUUGUUGACAGCAUCGAGCUUGGUCAAAGACAUCACAGAAGAGAUGCUUAAAUCUGGUCAUGUCCGAUAUAAGCACUUCACUUCGCUUGUGUCAAAUAUGAUGGCUCUAUUCUACGACUCGAAGUCUCAAUUACUACUAGCCCCAUGUGUUAACAAUUUUGGCCAGAUCCUUAAUCAUCUAUUGUAUCAGCAGUUUUACAUCAUUCAUCUAUCACUCGAGUCGUGGAUCAAGCACUAUAACUUUCUCGUCAAACUGCUCAAGCUAAUCCUUAAAUUGCCCAACAACUCGUAUUUAGAUUUUUCCCAAGAAUCACUACUCACUGACUUGCUCAGCUCAUUGCAUUAUCUUAUUGGUGGUGGAUCCUCUGAUGUGUAUGAGCCUCUCAAGAAGGACAAGCGCUACUUAACUUUACAAGGGAUCCUCAAAGAUAUCUUUGACCUUUAUAACGGUCGUGAAAGUGCUGUCCUUGUCGAAGCAUUCAAACUCAUCAUAAAGCUCCUCGUGUCAUUGUCGACAGAUGAUGUAAUCUUCUGUCAUAAACUUAUUCACGUUGCACUCUCACCACUACUAGCAUUUGUACACACUUCCGUGGACACGCUAUUGACACAGUUUGUCAUUUUUCUUAACAUUGACUCAAUUUAUCGCUACCUCGACAUUGAUGGCCUUCCGCAGCUAAUCACUCUGGACGUAUUUCCAGCAUGCCCAUCUGAGGAAGAUGAAACCAACCUAGACAUUGGAGACCCUAGGGAAAGUCUUCUGUCAAUGUACAAGGUCAGCGUUCUUGCUCAAGCCUUGUUAAGUCGACUUGUCAAUCUGCCUCUCAGACUUACGAUCGAAGAUGUUGGUUCUGUUGUUAGAGCGAGUGCUCUCAACUGGUUCGAGCUUCCGACUAUGGAGCUCCGAACGAAUAAGGAACUUUUGUGGCUUCUCUAUCUUGGUACAUGUAAGUUGCUCUGCAAAUACUAUGAGUUGAGCAAGCUGAAAAAUUUCGUGGAUGUGACCCAGAGCUUCAGAACAAAUAGUUAUAAAAGGCUCAAGAUACAGAGUACCAAACUUGACAUUUCCUCAUUUGAUGAUAUGCAACUGCUAUUGAAAUAUAUGAUUGAAUUCACUGAUGACUCGAAGAUACAAACUGUGGGACUUCAACUCCUCGCCUUCACUUGCGAUAGUGUCCAAUCACGUCAACCGAAUACAACUCAAGAGUCGUUUACCCCAUUAGAUGCCGAAGUAAACUUCAAUGAGACAACAGUUAUCGAUAUUCGUCUUGACGAGGAAAGUUCGGGGCAUGAUUAUGGUCACGGUGUAAUAUGCUGUGUCAUCAAGUGUUUUAAUAACGCAACGCUUACAUACUGGUGCUUGUUAAGUACGCUAUCUGUCUUGAGAAAGUGUGAUUUACACCAGAGUCAUUGUGAUGCUAAUUUUAUUCGCCGGUUGCAUCAACUUACUAAGCUCCUUGUUCCGCUUAUAAAAAACAAGGAGUUCUCGGAACUAGCAUGUAAAUUGUUCAACCACAUAGUGUUUUCCAUCGACCCUGAAAGGUUAAGCAGCAUAAUAAACUCCACUAUACUUACCCAGCUUGAAAGUGUUGUGGAUUUAGCAGAAAUUAGUGGCCCGAGUCAUAUCCAUAAUGAGGCGAUCUGCUUCUGGUGGGCCUUGCAUUGGGCAAUGUCCAAGCUGACUCUCAACAGGAGCGAAAAUGUUAGUAAGGGCGCUGGUCGUUGGCUCUUGUCUAAAUGGAGUGAGGGACCUGUAGAACAAGCAGAUGGAAUUGUUGUAUCACAAGAUUGCGAUCAGCAAAUGCUAGCUGACUUCAUAGUAUGGUUGCAUGGCCAUAUCGUUGAUUCUCGCAAAGCUAUCUCUUGUCGUCAUCCAAACUCCCGCUUACACCGAAUAACUCAGCCGCUUUCAGCAAACUCUCAAUUUGAACAGUUCGUCUCAUUGGAGAACGACUCUAUAGAUGCUCACGUACAUUUCGUGAGCGUUCUCCCAUGCGCUGGAAAUGAUUUUGUUGUCAACUCGAUCAUCGAUAGAAUACUGAGAGCAUCGACUAAUUUGACGACGGCAAAUGAGAUAUUGUCAGCGCAGCUUUAUCUCGCUAAGUUUGUGACAAUACUAAAACCACUAAUAAUGAAGCACCUGGAAAAGGGGAUAGAAGUGGAGCAAUUACCUGAGAAAUUUUGGAGAGCCAUAUUUAUGGGUCUAUCAACACAAGAAGAAUUUGUGCAAGUCCUUGAAGAAUUCAACUCAGAGCCGUUAAAAGGUAUCGCUUCGUCCGAGAUUAACAUCAUUAGAAGGCAACUCGAGGAAUUCUAUCAUGGGUUUGUGACGCCCUCACAAGACUUCAGCACUCAUGACUCCUCUGAUGUUCAAUUUGACCAAGAAUUUUCUUCUUCGUCGGUGAAACUGAGAUCAACAAUUGUCAACAAACCUUUCAUUUCAUCAAUGACUAGAGUUGCAUACUUUCGUUUUUUAAGUGACUACGACAAGUCAAAUCCGCUAUUGCUUGAAAUAUUGAGUAAUUGCGAACCAGUCGCAGCGAUUGAAUGCAUCGAAUAUAUGCUCAACUCGGCGUCUGUGGAGACACUAGAUGAUAAUUUUAUAAUGGGACUAAUAAGACACCUUGGCGAAGGGCCGCUUUCAUCGCACUGGAUUGAUAGAUCAAGUCAGACAAUCGUACUAACAUCAAAACUAUUGACCAAGCUCAUGCCACUUGUGCUACAGCCAAGAGAAUUUGAUUGGAAGAAGGACUUCCUAGAUCUUCUCAAUUUCCUUACACAAUGCGAAAGAAAAUCGCUAUUUCUCACGGAGAAUGCUAAGUAUAGCGUAUCUUAUAUUUUUUUGGAAGCGCUGUCGCAUUCGUUAUUUGAAAAGUUGUCAGACGACGACAUUUUGCGUAGAAUUCUAUCUACGGAUUCGAACUCCUUGAAAUCUCGUUUGCUGAAGCCUGUUGAAAAACACAUUAGCCAGUCAAACUCAAUUAAGCAAAUAGAGAUAUAUCGCAAAAUAUUUGAAUCAUUCCCUCAUCCACAAGAAACUGUUGAAAAGGCAGCGACAUAUUGUUACUUUCUUGGAAAAAUAUCCAAUGGCACCUCACAAGUCAUGAUAUCAGCUAUAUUUAAUCUUCUUGAGUGCUCAAGAUUCGAUUUCUUUGUCCCGUAUUUGGAGAAAAGCUUCCAAAUCAUGUCGAAUACUGUACACCUUGAAACUCGCAAGCAGCUAUUCUUGACAUUUAGACUUGAAAUAUUGAAGUCAUGGUGGCAUAACGGCAUUGCUUUCGAGGAUUUUCCGUAUGGCUUAUUCAAUUAUGUGAACUACAAGGAGUUUAUCGUUGAUAAUUACAGACAGCUUGUUGCUGUAUGCAUCGCUGUAAGAUCUGAGAGAUUAUCCCCAUUGGCAGUAUCUGUUUUAAGACAAAUUGGUAAUUUCAAGGGCUAUGACACCCAAAGCUUGGUUUAUGACUCAUUGUCAAUACUAAUACCUUUAGCGUAUACCUCAGGCGGCGUUCGGAACGAGGUCUUCAAAACGGUUCUGCCACAUUUAAAUGAUUCAUAUAAAGGCUAUUUGAAGGAGAAGGUUCUACUUAUGAUACUUGAGGCUCUCAAGUUGACAAAUGUGUCGUCAGAAGCAUCUCUUGCUGAAGUCUGCUCUCAAUCAAGGGCUAGAAAAAUUUUUAAUUCUGAAGUAAUACUCGACUCUUCAAUGCGGGCAACGAUCACCCCUGUCUCGAGUGUUGACCUUAUGAAAGCUCUCAUAUCGAAGUUCUGGGCGCCAGAGCGUGGCAAAUUCUGGACUACUGAUGUUUGUUUUUUUCUUAUACGUCAGAUGGGUUUGGGUAUUCAACAUGAAAACGUAGAAGAGAUCCAUUUGUGUCUACGAAGAAUCAAAUUUGUCAUUUGCCAGUCUGAUGUCGAAUUUCGCAGUCGCCACAUGAUUGAGUUGCUUGUCGAUAUUUGCGUCCCCUUGUUACACGUUGAGCUAUAUCAAGAUGUUUCAACCUUACUUUCCUUAAUUGAUUUCGAUGCGCUCAGUGAAAUUGGCAGCAGGGAGGCGUUCGUAAUUGUCGGAAAAAUUACUAAUGUGAUCUUCAAUAAGCUCACUGUAUCAGGCGAAGUUCUUAACUUCUUCUUAAAGGUAAAAGAGAGCUUGACUCAGCGUCCUCAAAUGUUUGGAUCGUUUACUUCAGUUGUUGAAAAAAGCGUGGAUAAGCUAAGCGGUAUUUGUAUCGAGGCUUUUGUGGAAGAUUUUGAGGAUGUCCUUCAUGACGUUGCCUGUCCGGCUACACCGUCUUCUGUUACUAAUAUCACUCUUGACUUGCUCAAGAGCAUAUACUGUGAUGUCUCUAUACCUGCUCCAGUAAAGACUGACGAAGAGGUAGUAAAACUCUUUUUGAGGUACGAUUUUUCUGAUACAUCAGAUAAUGAGUUUGGCGCCUGGGUAGCACGUUACUUGAGCUCAUACUACCUAACGAGCUCCAAUGAGGGUGAUAUCUCGAACCUCAUUACUCGUGAGGAAAUGCCCAAUAUUAACAGAACUCGUUUCAGUUCGUUAUGCUCCUCAUUAGAUUUUAUUGCUGAUCUUAUUUUAGAGUUGCUGCAAGACGGGGAUUACGAAGCAAAAGCGUUUACUGAAAGCAUUAUUGGUGCCAUUAUAUGGAAGUAUGAACUCCGUAAAGAUGAUUCAACCAAGUUCCUCACAGUCGACAAAUUUUACGAAAAAAAACGUGAGUAUAUUGUUCCUAUGGAUUUUCAUUCGUGCCUUUUAGUCAUAUCAGGAAGCGAUUCAUUGGCUAUUGAAAAUGAAGACCUCAAUUCGAUAAUCAACUCUCUCGAAACUCGUGUGAAUGGUUGUAAGUUCUUCGAGUGGUCAAGCCAACUAUCCUUAGCUUUUUUCCAGGAAGUUGCAAAAUUCUCGAGCAUGGCAUCUUUAUUCGCGAGUUGUAUCAUAAGAUAUCCGUCUCUAGCAGCGAGAUGCAUCCCUGAUCUUGUUUGUUUCUACGCCACUUUGUUAGGCACUCGAGGUGCACAGAUUGUAUGUGAUCUUGUCAGCAAAUUGUGUGAUUGCGUGCAUAUCAUGGGGAAGGAGGGUGUCUACUUACUUGCUGACAUUGUGUUGAGAUUAAGGAUUGGUUCAAAGAUCGAAGGAAGCCCUUUUAUCAAAGCCUACAAUAAGCUUAAUCUUAUUGAGGUUUUCACUGCUUUGAAUUCGAGCGCACGCUCUAAAUCUGCCCUUAUGAUUUUGGAGGAUGCAACCAAAGGACUAUUGGAAAAUAUUGAUUGGAAUCUUCAUCGCGGCUCAUUGAUUCGGAUUUAUGAAUCAAUUGAUGACUAUGAUAUGUUGUUUGGCAUCCCCGAAAAUGCUAAUCUUUCUAGUGCUAUGCAAAUGGAGGGACGUUUGGGCUCGACAUCCGACGUUCUAAAAAACAGUAUGGCUCACCUUGAUGCGGCAUAUUUAAGUUCUGCCAACAUCAAUUGCAAAUCUACCAUGAACGCCCUACUAAAAAGCGGGCUUAUAGGAGUGGCAAAGCUUGUUUCUCAAAAUUUAAGUGACGGACGUGAAUGCCAUGAGUGGAGUUGGAAGCUUAAUCUGUGGGACAUUCCUUUAAAAGAUCUUCCGUUAUCUGACCACGAGGUCAUUUAUAAUUAUCUCAAACGCCUUCAUGGACAUGUACCAGACGCCUUUUCGAAAACUCUCCAAGAAACAUUUGUACAAAAAAGCCACCUUUUCGAAAGUGACUUAUCGACCAAAACGUUUCACGAAAACCUUUUAAGGUGGUUUGUUGCAUUGGCAAGCAUUACGGAGGUCGACACGAUUCUUUCUUCGAAACUGGAUAAUGAGGUCCUGGACAUCAUUGACUCAUUCAGCUCGAAAUCAUCCUGGUUUUCCAAAGCAGAUUUAAAAUGCUCAGAGAAUAUUCUACUAUGUCGUAGGGAAGCUUUCCGGUUGCAAAUCAUGUUGUCUCAGAAUGGCUCACUCGCGACAACUUCGCCAUUCAUUAACCGCAAUUGGGAGGGCCUUAUACAAGACUUACUGGUUUACGGUGCCGUCGCUCGUCUGAACAAUCAUCUUCAAAAAAUGAUGAAUGCUGCCGUGCUCCUAGAUGAUUUCGUUAACUCUCCAGAGGUAGUCAAGUUAGAUGAUUGGCCGAGAAUACAAAGGUUCGCCACAUUCUCGAUUGCGCAGACUUUGUGGGCACAAGGCAACAUUAAUACCCCCAUAGCAAUGCUUAAGAAUUCAAGCGAUGAACUUAACCCCGAUAACAACAUUCAUCCUUUGAGCGUACAUUCUGCUAUGAUCACGUCGCAAUUGGUACAAUGGCUCGCUGAAUCAAAAGAAGAGCUCGGCAGCAAAAUUUUGAAGAAGUAUGUGGAGCCUAUUGAAGAUUUAAUUGCAGAAGUUGAAAAUCUUGAUCAGAGAUCCAAAUCCUACCAGCUUUUGGCCAGCUUUUGCGAACAACAAUUCAAAAUGAGCAGCUUGAAUUCUCAGAUUAGCGAAAUCAAGAAACGGAUAGAAAGUAAAAAGGGCGAAAUUGAAGUAAUAAAAUUGCACUAUGGUAAAACUGCCGUGACACCUAGUGAAAGAAAGUCUGUUCAAAAAUAUUACAAUCGUCUAAAAGGUCAGGUGGCUGCAGACUCGCUGGAACUUGAAUCCUUGAUUGAGUCUAAAAUGACCUUUGCAUCGAAGAGUACGCGAUUCUACUUGAAGGCAUUACUUACUGACAAUGGAGGAAGCGAGAGUGUGGACAGAUUCAUUUCUCUAUUUUUAGAGCUAUCAUCAUUCCAGUCUCUUCAAUCAUCGCUAAAAGAAGAGCUCUGCUUACUUCCAAGUCAUAAAGCCCUCUCUUGGUGCACUCAAUUGAUGGCUCGUCUUUCAGAUGAUGAGUCAGAUUUUCAAACCUCAGUGCAGCUGCUCAUUUCCAGAAUAUGUUACGAUCAUCCAUACCAUUCGCUUUACAUGUUACUUUCUUUGUUGUAUCACAAGCAACUAGCUCAGGAUACGAAUAACAACGCUAUGUUACUCAGAGUGGAAGCUGCAAUGAAGAUCAGGGAGCAGUUGACUCAAAAAGAUUCGGACUUUUCUAAAAAUAUUCUCUUACCAAUAGAAAAAUUCAGUGAAGAGUGUGUUGCACUUGCAAAGUUAAAGAGCUCACGAGGAAGAACAAUUAAUCUCGACAGAAUUGAAGGCGGUAAAUACUGGCUCCAAGAGUUGCCCCAAAUACCACUACCGACUAAUGAAUUAGAGGUCUCGAAGCACGGCUAUGGUCAUGUCCCGAAAAUGUUGUCUGUAAACGCUAAGGUCAGCAUUGCAACUUCAGGCCUCAGCUUGCCCAAAAUUGCUUUGUUUACUUUAUCGGACGGCUGUCAACAAAAAAUGUUGCUCAAGUAUGGUACGGAUGAUUUGAGACAAGAUGCCACUAUGGAGCAGGUUUUCGAAAAGGUAAAUUCUAUCCUUGUCAAAGACCGUGAAUCAAGAAAGAGAUCAUUGAGGAUAAGAACUUAUAAAGCCAUUCCCUUAGGACCAAGAGCCGGAAUUAUAGAGUUUGUUGCAAAUUCGAAGGCGCUUAUUGAAGUAAUUCGCCCAUAUCAUCAUAAACAAGACCAGAUGAAGUACGAGAAGGCCAAAGAGGCUAUGAAGCAAUGUCAAAGCUCGACCAUAAAGGAGCGAGUGGAAGUUUACGAAAACAUUACAGAUAAAGUCAAGCCUGUGUUCCACAUGUACUUCAGCGACACCUUUUUGACCCCAGACACAUGGUACAGCAGCAGGCAGCAUUACACAAGAGGUUUGGCUGCUUCCUCGAUGGUGGGCCAUAUCUUAGGCUUGGGCGAUAGACAUUGCAAUAAUAUCUUGCUCGAAGAAUCCUCUGGUGAACCUAUUCAUAUCGAUCUUGGAGUUGCUUUUGAUCAAGGCAAACGGCUUCCAAUACCAGAAACUGUGCCAUUCAGGCUAACGAGAGAUAUGGUUGAUGGGUUAGGUAUCACAGGUGUUCAUGGCGCUUUUGAUAAGCUGUGUCAACACACAUUCAGAGUGUUACGAGAGCACAGAGAUCACAUUCUUGCUAUUCUUGAUGCCUUGCGAUGGGACCCGUUGUACCUGUGGUCUAUAUCGCCACUUCGAAUGAAGAGACUUCAAGAUGAGGGCAAGACGUCCGUGCCGGAACCUGUUGAGGAUGGGUCCGAGGCUAAUGCCGCUGUUCAGACCGUAGUUGAGAAGUUCAACGCCGGAGGCUUAAGUGUGGAAGCUACGGUAAGACAAUUGAUUCGUGAAGCCACUUCUACGCAGAAUUUAGCAUUGAUCUAUUGUGGAUGGUGCCCAUUCUUCUGA